AUGUCAAAUAUUCCAACAAAUUUACUACCUCAAUAUGUGCCCUUUGAUCAAACAUACGUCUUAUACAACCCAAACGAUAUAAUUUCCAUAAUAUCGGUACAAUUCACAUUAUUGCCAAUCUACAUUAUGGUGUUUUACACGUCAUGGUUUCUUAUAACGAGAGAAAUUGAACCAGUUAUUGUGGUAGGUGGACAUUUAUUCUCGGAGAUAUUGAAUAAAGUAAUGAAAAAAUUGUUAAAGAAUCCAAGACCUGAUUUCCAUUUACAAUUUGGUGGUGAAGGAACAGGAUUAAAUUAUGGAAUGCCAUCUGCUCAUUCUCAAUUUAUUGGAUUUUUUAUUAGUUAUUUUAUGUUAAUUAUAAUUUUAAAAGUUCCAAAAUUACCUAUAUUAUACAAGAGAUUGAGUGCAAUAGCGAUGUUAUUUGUUUGUUGUGGAGUAGCUAGUUCACGAGUUUAUUUACAAUAUCAUACUUGGCAACAAGUCUUUGUUGGAGUUAAUUUAGGUAUUGUUAUUGGAAUAUUUUGGUUUCUUGUGAGUUCAUUUGUUAGAGAUGUUGGUAUAGUAGAUUGGGUAUUGAAUUGGCGAGUAGUGAAAUUAUUUUGGAUUAAGGAUUCUUAUUAUUAUAAUUACAAGAGUUUUAAAGAUGAGUAUGAUUUGUAUAUAGCUGAACGAAAAAGUGAGAAGAUUCGAAAGAGUAGAUAA
Molecule: messenger RNA, 702 nt
Organism: Lodderomyces jiufengensis
Lineage: Eukaryota; Fungi; Ascomycota; Pichiomycetes; Serinales; Debaryomycetaceae
Gene: CWH8
Product: Cwh8p
Exons: 1
Coding region: 1-702 (233 amino acids)
Biological process (GO): lipid biosynthetic process; protein N-linked glycosylation
Cellular component (GO): endoplasmic reticulum membrane; intracellular membrane-bounded organelle
Molecular function (GO): dolichyldiphosphatase activity
Source: RefSeq, a predicted model, not a curated record